Messenger RNA from Camelina sativa (false flax), 1491 nucleotides. Lineage: Eukaryota; Viridiplantae; Streptophyta; Magnoliopsida; Brassicales; Brassicaceae. The record is from RefSeq and is a predicted model, not a curated record.
GUAAUUCAUAAUAAAUUGUGUGGCAUAUCAUCAUUUUGUUAACCUAGCCAUCCUUCACCGCUUCUUCACGACGACGCACAGGGCAGGGUUGUUUCUUCCCGGCUAAGAAAAAACAAAAUGUCUAGUAAGGAUAUGCAAAACCUUGUAGCCCAACUUCCAGAUAUGAUAAGCUUUUCAGUACCUCCAGAAAUGCAAAACCUGCCACCUCUAGAUAGGAAAGGCUAUCCACCACCUCCAGAUAUGAAAACAUUCGUGGAGACGACGGCACGUUUUGUAGCGGAACACGGCGGGUCUGAGAAGGAGAAGUCUAUCAUUAACGUUAAACUCCAUGAUGAAAGCCUCAACCUCAACUUUCUGAAGAGCUCAGAAGAUCCCUUACACGGAUAUUACAAGCAAAAGCUCGCUGAAUACCUUUCUCAGAAACAAGAAGAAGAAGAAGAAGAAGAUGCGUUCUUCACAUUGAUCCCAAAAAAACAAAAAAAAAACAAAAAAAAGAAGAAGAUGUCGGAGCUAAUCAUCAGGAGAAGAAAGUUGUUGUACUUGAGCCUCUUACCGAAUACUAUAGAGCUAAUCUUGAUGAUGGUAAAGUUUAUCUGCCUGAUCUCCUGGAAGUCAGACUUCCUAAAGGGAUGAAGCGCAAGGAGUUUGAGACUAUGAAGCUCACAGCGCAGUUAGCAGCUUGGUAUGGUAACCGUUUUUGGCUGCCUUUGAGAAAAAGAGCUGGGUUUGAGUUUACCAAUCAAGAUAAUCGCUACUUCCCACGUUUCUUUCGGUUUGUUCUCGAGUAUUCCAUAGUAUUUGCGCCCCCUAAAGAUUUGCAAGAAAAGAUGAGCAAGAGUCACGCUUAUGCAGCAGCCGUUCAGGAUGGUUUUUUCCUUCUUCUUCAGAUGAAUUCUCUCCAGGCGUACCGAUGGCAGGAAGGAGGGGUGAUGUCAUUGGUUAAUUGGCAUGCUUCUCUUGAGAAAGAUAUUGCUAACAUGGAGCAUGAUGAUGAUGAACCUGAGCCAAAGACACAGACACACACGUUUGAUGAACCAGCCACCCUUGUUCCGGAAGACCAGUUUGAUCUUGCUCAACACCCGGGUUCAGCUCCAAUCAAGGUUUCUGUUUCCAAUGCCUUUGACAUCACACUGCAGUCAUUAUCGCAAAAUGUGGCGAGUUUGGAGGAGAAGAUAGCUGCGGCGAUCCAAAUUCCAUCACACAGGAGGUUGAAGUUAACUGGAAAAGCCGGGGUGUUAGAGGACGACAACAGGUCACUUGCACAUUACAAUGUGGAAGCAGGAGACAACCUUACUCUGUCCUUGUGUGAGAGCGAGAGAGAUUGGUAGGGAGAUGUUGUUUCAAAUCUUUCUUUUAAAUAAUUCUUGUUUAAGUUUGUGUUUGGAUAUUGACAGAUUGUUCUUUGUUUUUUCGAUACUCUAUGUCAUGUGCAAUCUCUUAAAAUGCGUCUUUUAAAUAAGUCACAUAUAGGGUUUGAUUCCUUUGAUGUUA